AUGGGCAAAAACAAACAAAAAUCGUCAUAUUCAAAGAAUAUCAACAACAACGGUAAAAAGGCUUCAUCGUCUCGAGGAGGUGAUGAUGAUUAUGAAUAUUCCAUACAAGAAAAAAAGAGAUUGGAAACGUUAUCUUCUCAUCAUGAGGAAGAUGAUAAAAAGUCCCGAAGAAAGAAACGGGCAGGUCAGUCCAACAAGUUACAAGAUGAAGAUUUUCAACAAAUGAACCAACAAUUAGAACCUUUUGGAUUGUAUUUAAAAAAAGUCACUGGAGAUGGAAAUUGUCAAUUUCGAUCUGUGAGUGAUCAAUUAUAUGGAGAUCAAAAUCAAUAUCAGAAAAUUAGAACGGGAUGUGUGGAAUAUAUGAUACAACAUGCUGAAAUGUUUGCUCCUUUUGUUUGUGAUGAAAGUUUUGAAGAUUAUUGUAAAAAUAUGAAAAAGGACACAGAAUGGGGUGAUAAUUUGACACUUCAAGCAAUUUCUUUAGCAUUCAAUGUGAACAUUAGAGUUCAUCAAUUAGCUAAACCAUCUUUUGAUAUUGUGAAUUACAAUGAUCCAAAUAGCAAAUUAAUUCAAUUGAGUUAUCAUUUAGGUGAACAUUACAAUUCAGUUCAUUACAUGAGUGAAAGUGUGAAACAAUUGUAUCAAACUGCUAAAAAUAGUAGCUCUAAAAAUUCACAAAUUUCAAAAAAGGAAGAAAUUAUCAUUCAAUCCACUGGAUGUACAGAUCUCACAUUGAUUCGAAAUACAUUAGAAGAUUUUAAUCAAGAUAUGGAUUCUACGAUUGAUUUUCUAUGCCAAAUGAAAUAUUAUGAAAAUGCAAAGAGUCAUGAAGAUUUUGAUGAUCAUAAUACUACUAUUGGAUCCUCUUCUUCCCAUGCGGCAGAAGCUAUUACCUCCUCCUCUUCCUUUUCUUUGAACAAUAGUAAGAGUAGCAGUAGUAGUCGACAGUUCUUACAGAGUUCGUCCUCAUCAACAUUAGACUCUUCUUCCAUGUUGCUUUCCAAUAACAACAACAAUGAUGGAGAUCACUUGUUAGAUUCAUGUUUUGAUCUAGUCAUGUCUACUGUUGGAUAUGAGAGUGGUCAUGACAUUGAAUUGGUGAGAGAUUUAAUUACAUCCAAUAAUUACAAUGCAGAAGCAGUGAUUGAUAUGUUAUUAUCCAUGACAUCAGAAUCCUUUGAAAGUCAAAAUGGAAGUGGCUCUUCUCAACAACAACAACAACAACUAGACACAAAAAGAUCCAAUCAUCAUCUAACUCACUCUUCAGAUGUAAAAUCUAAAAAAAAAUUAACCAAACGAGAAAAGAAAGAAGCAAAACAACGGGAGAAACUUGCAAAGAUUCAAGCUCUUCAACAUCGAUCCAUUGAGACUCACACUGAAUUGGAUGAAGAAGCCAUUAAGAAGUUUGAAUCCAUUCAAAUAUAA
Messenger RNA from Naegleria fowleri, 1428 nucleotides. RefSeq lists its product as uncharacterized. Gene Ontology annotation, biological process: protein deubiquitination. The record is from RefSeq and is a predicted model, not a curated record. NCBI's taxonomy places the organism in Eukaryota, Heterolobosea, Eutetramitea, Acrasida, Naegleriidae. Gene Ontology annotation, molecular function: cysteine-type deubiquitinase activity. Bases 1 to 1428 code for a protein of 475 amino acids. The transcript is spliced from 2 exons.